Molecule: messenger RNA, 773 nt
Organism: Colletotrichum navitas
Lineage: Eukaryota; Fungi; Ascomycota; Sordariomycetes; Glomerellales; Glomerellaceae
Exons: 1
Coding region: 160-609 (149 amino acids)
Source: RefSeq, a predicted model, not a curated record
AGCCAAACCCCCUCCGGCGUGGGCUCUCAGCCCAAUGGCCCCGGGCAUAUGUGUUCGUAUUAAGUCGAUAGUCCCGAGUCCCGGGUCCACCGUUAAGCUUCCCUUUGCCGUCGUCCGUCUUGUCGUCUCGCAACAAGCAAACACCCCCCCUCCGGAAAGAUGCUUUGCCGCCCCUUGCGUCGCCGAGGCAAAGCUCAUCUUUCGCCGUGCUUCUUUUUCACCCCGUACUCUCUUCACCGUGGCGCGGCUCACCGCAGCUUGUACGAACCCGCCCGCUCCCGUCCCAUCUUCCGUCCAUCCGUACCUGAGCAAGCCAACUUUCUGUCCCUCCUGCAUGUCCUGCCUUCCAGCGGGCCCAACACGAUCUCGAUCGCUUUGCCCGGCCACGACCUCAACCAUUGGGUUUGGGUUUUUUAUCAGUCAGGGACAAGGGGGGUCUUGAACACUCGGACCCCCGGCAUGGAUACCUGUAGACGGGAGGGGGUGAUAAGCCUUAUUGGGGCCGUCACGAAUGCCACCUCCUCGAGACUCGCAAAUCUCCAGCCCACACAACCAGCGCAUCGCCAGCCAUCAAACACCAAACACCUUUCAGGAUGCCGCCAGCGCUAGCAAUCGCGGCUCCCGAUUAUACACAGUAGUGGCCAAGCGCACGCCGCGUGGCUUUGCGCCCCUGUCUCUGUCUCUCUCUGUUCAUCUCUCUCUCUCUCUCUGUUCAUCUCUCUCUCUCUCUCUCUCUCUCUCUCUCUCUCUCUCUCUCUCUCUCUCUCUCCCUC